ACCCUCCAAAAAAGAUGAUGUCCUACGUCAGAAGGGAAGGCCCCUCAGAUCAGUGGGCUCUGUCGACCAUGCACGACAUUGAACAACCAGGCCACACAGUCAGCACAGUCUCCCAAGUCGUCCGAGCCAGGGUCUCAGCCAAGCCCCAGCUACUCAAAAGAGUACGAGUGAUCGAGGAUGAACAAUACAGAAUCUAUGCAUCGACAACAAACAUCCAAGACCUCCCUGUGCCAGGAUCAGGGCAAGGAGGAUGUGCGACCCCGCCUCAACUCGGGAAACUGAGUUCCGCGGAAGGUGAGGCGACUCCACCUUCUACUCCGCCAGAUUCGGUCGCCUUCCUAGCGGCCUCCUGCACAUCUGGGGAGGAUGCGAAUGUCGCAGGUUCUCGUUACACUUACGAGGACUAUGCUGUCCACUUGGUUCCACCGCUGGACCAACCGCUCCACGUGCAACAAUCUACCGCAUGCACGGUUUCAUCACCAUCGACAACCGAUUCGGCAGCUUCGCCGCCAUCUAUCGCCGGGGAUUCAUCAUCGUGGUCAAGACUUGAGGUGCUCGACCCACUGACGUUCACGGACUUCCAGUGGAUGCCCGUUCCCCCGACCGGACGAUUGCCAAAACCGCAUUUCAAUGUGCUCAUGGCACAACUGCGGGAUUACUUGCACACUGCAGGACCAGCUCCGUUGAUGGACGCCGGAGUAGAGGUUGUCGACCUUCACGCUUACAUUGCGAAGAUCGACCGCGAGUUCAAGACGCAACGGCAUGACGACAUCGACGCACCAUUGCGAUAUGUACGCAUUCAGACCAGAGAGGCGACCUGCAACGCCUUGAUCGAUUGCGGAGCAUCUCGCAACUACAUCAGCCAGGACUUCAUGGUGCGCGCCGGCCUUGGCCCACACGUCCGGAGGAAGUCCCAGCCUACGCAAUUCACGUUGGCGGACGGUCACACGCACAAGUCAAUCGACCGGUGCAUUGACAACGUCCCAGUGUACUUCGCCCCUCACGCAAGUGAGGCGGUGUCCUUUGACAUUCUGGACACCAAAUUUGACAUGAUCUCGGGCAUGUCAUGGCUGCGAAGCGAGGAUCACCCGGUGAACUUCUUCCACCGCACCAUUCACAUUCGUGAUCGGAACGGAGUACUAGUUCCAUGCACAGUGCCUCUUCCUCAUCCUUCGAUCAGCUGCCACAUGGUAUUCGCCGCAAGCAUGCGAGCUUCCAUCAUUAGAGACGACAUCGAGGAGAUGGGGGUGUGUUUUCUCCACGCCCUCCCGCCCCAUGGCGCUUCAUCGGCGGACUCACCUUCGGAUCCACGCAUCACCGAGUUUCUCAACGCCUACAGCGACGUGUUCGAAGGCCCGCACGGAGUAGUACCGGAUCGACCCAUCCGCCACGAGAUUAUCCUCGAGGACGGGGCCGUACCUCCGCGCGGUUGCAUCUACCGAAUGAGCGAGGAAGAGUUAAGUGUGCUUCGGGCACAACUCGACGACCUUCUGGAGAAAGGCUGGAUUCGGCCUAGCUCAUCGCCAUACGGUGCUCCUGUUCUCUUCGUCCGGAAGAAGAACAAGGAUUUGCGGUUGUGCAUCGAUUAUCGCAAGCUCAACGCGCAGACGAUCAGAAACGUCGGCCCUCUCACACGCAUCGAUGAUCUCCUCGAGCGACUAGGCGGCGCCAAGUUCUUCUCCAAGCUCGAUCUCAAGUCGGGAUAUCACCAACUCGAGAUUCGCAAGGAGGACCGUUACAAGACCGCGUUUAAGACGCGAUAUGGGCAUUUCGAAUGGCUGGUUAUGCCAUUUGGCCUUACGAAUGCCCCGGCCACUUUCCAAGCGGCUAUGACAACGGAACGGAGUUUGGAGGAGCAUGUGGAACACCUGCGCACCGUUUUGGAGCGGCUACGACAAGCCAAGUACAAGGCCAACCGCGACAAGUGCGAAUUCGCACGACAGGAGCUGGAGUACUUGGGACAUUAUGUGACGCCGCAAGGCAUCCGUCCGCUUGCGGACAAGAUCGAGGCCCUACAAGUGCCAUUCGUAUUCGAUGACGACGCACGCCGGUCAUUCCAAGCACUUAAGACGGCUAUGCUCAUGGCACCCGUCCUUAGCAUCUACGACCCCACCCUGCCUACGAGAGUGACUACGGACGCUUCCGGCUACGGUAUUGGGGUAGUCUUGGAACAGCACGACGGCGACGACUGGCACCCUGUGGAGUAUUUCAGCCACAAAGUGCCUCCCAUCAACUCACUUGAUGAUGCAAGGAAGAAGGAGCUACUCGCGUUCGUCAUGGCUCUCAAGCGAUGGCGGCACUUCCUCCUUGGGCGUCGUAGGUUCACAUGGGUCACAGACAACAAUCCAUUGACCUACUACAAGACGCAGGAUACGGAGAGCAGCACGAUCGGGCGAUGGAUGUACUUCAUCGACCAGUUUGACUUCACACCGAAACAUUUUCUCGGCCUCUCAAAUCGCGUAGCGGAUGCACUCUCACGAAGACCUGAUCUUUGCGCUAUGACACAUCAUGCCUUCGCAUUCGACGAGGAGCUUCAGCGACACUUCAUCCGGGCAUACCAGUCUGAUCCGGACUUCGCCACGCUAUAUGCACAGCUAUCUUCGGAUUACCCGCCGGCCAGCCAUUACCGCAUUGUCGACGGGUACUUGCUCCUCCACUCGAGAGGCAAGGAUUUACUGUGUGUCCCACGUGACCGUCGUCUUCGGACUCGCCUCCUCGGCGAGUAUCAUGAUUCGCGACUCGCCGACCAUUUCGGAGUCAACCGCACUAUUGCACGGCUUCGACAGCGAUUCCGAUGGCCCGAUCUCAUUACCAAUGUCACUCAGUAUUACGACUCUUGCGAAGUUUGCCGACGCAGCAAGCCCCGCAGCCGCAAUCCCUACGGCGAGUUACGCCCGAUGCCUAUCCCACAGGAACCUGGUCUCUCCAUUGCCAUGGACGUCACCGGUCCGUUUCCCCGCGACCGGCUCGGGCACGACGGCAUCCUCACGGUGGUGGACCGAUUGAGAGGGUCCCCGUAGGAGAAGCAGAGAUCACGUAGCAGGUACAGGAAAGAUGGGGGUUAGGGUUUUAGAAGGCAAGAUAUAAAUUAGAUUUCAGGAGGGGUAAGUAGCCUCUAGUCUUCUGCAUUUUAAUCUUUCCCUCCCCUCUUUGUCAGUUGUACUAAUGAGGGGUCAAUUUUUAAAAAUUAUGGUUUUUGGAUUAGCUUGGGGAAAUCCCAAAGCAUGGGACACUGGACCCGUUUUCCAGUAAAAGCCUAAGCUGUUA
Messenger RNA from Chara braunii, 3267 nucleotides. NCBI's taxonomy places the organism in Eukaryota, Viridiplantae, Streptophyta, Charophyceae, Charales, Characeae. The record is from the annotation of a GenBank genome assembly.